AAGGAUAUAGUUACCCACCCCCCUCUACAUUUGCAGCCAUCACUCCGCCCCAUGCUUGCCCAUAGCUUCUACGAAUUCACCCCCCCACCCCCCAUCAUCAUUCGUGAGCUGACAGUUGUGGAAGUCAUUAAUUGGAAACGCUAACUGCAGUCUCAGGGUCUUCUCGGUCGUCACUGCCACUAAAGAAAGGGAACCGUGAAGAUGAGCGUCACCGCUGACCCGUAUGUCGGCUCUUGGAGGCCCCACCGACGCCGUGGCCCCAUCGCCGCCCUUUACAGCGGGCCUGGUCCCAAAUAUGCGCUCCCUGGAGUCACAGGCCACAGCCUGCACGACCCGACCAAGUUCAAGAACCCGGCGUACAGCUUCGGCGCCCGCCACGCUCACUUCAAGGAGGACACCUCCCCGGGGCCGUGCUACCUGGUCCCGUCUGCUCUGACGCGCACCGGCCGCGCCGGAACGCCGCACUACUCGCUGUACGGGAGGCCUCGCGAGCCAGGCCUGUUCAAGACGCCGGGGCCAGGCAGUUAUUCCCCGGAGAGAGCGGGCACCGCGGCUUUCCGUUCAGCACCCUCCUACUCACUUACUGCUCGGACCGACAGCUUCCAUCGUGACCAGACUCCCGGGCCUGCCAAAUACAUGCUGCCGGCCAUGCUCGGUCCCCACGUGAUCAAUAAGUCUUCCGCGCCAACCUACUCGCUGUCGAGCCGCGGCAAGAUCGGCAGCUUCCACGAGGAUUUGCAAAAGACCCCUGGACCAGGCACAUACCACAUGGUGGAGUCCAACACUUACCGGAACAAGCCGCCGCAGUACAGCCUGACGGCCCGCAACAGCUUGCCGGGUGAUACCACUCGCAAGCCUGGCCCGGGUGCCUACAGCCCAGAGAAGGUGACGUUGACACAUCUCCAGGCGCCAGGAUAUUCCUUUGGACUGCGCCACUCAGAGUAUGUGGCUCCUCUCAUCAUUCAUACGGAGGAAUAAAAGGACCCCAGGAAUAAAAGGACCCCUGGCUAUCCCACCGAUGGAGUCCCCAUCCACAGCAGAGCCAGGGCAAUUACAAUACAGUACUGGCACAUUCUGGAAUCAAUUUCAAGCAGGAACAAUAUCUAUUUUUAAUAGAGCAAAAUCUAGAGCGAUCAGUGCGCUCAUAUUGCCCUUGUCGGAGAGCCAGCACUGCUGUGUUUGGGUUCUGCUCCUGGCUGGGAAUAAUUAAACCGACCUUUCAAACAUAUCAAUUUCAUGGUCUCAGCACGGUUACUAGUCACCCUAUAAAAAGAUUAUUAUAUGAGUAGUUAUUCACGUAAUUUAGGAAAGCGCCUCUCUGUGGGACAAAAUAUAUAUCUCGCGCGAUUGAAAUGAGGUGAACCACUCUUUACAGAGCACGACAGAAAGGCGUCCAGUUUUAUGUGUGAGAAGCCUAUUCAGUGAAACCCACGGUAAGUAGUUACGUCACAUUCAGGAACUAUUCCCUGACGUGAAGCAAUGCGUGCUUCGUGUUCGGCAGGAUAUUUGUUCUCCAAUUUAUGAAUAGGCUUUGGCAUUCGAAUUCCAUUUUUUUAAAGUCAAGAUGACGGGGGUUGUCACGUCUAAUGGUAGAAAUAGUCCAAUAAUUUCCAUCCUUGUUCGCAGAUUGACAUUUGAUAUCCACAGUCGCAGUCCCAUCCCGCGCAUUGAAAUCGGGUUUUUACUUUUUAGUCACUGACCUUUUUUGGAUGCCACUGAAACGCCUGUAUCGGUGACCCAGCCUUCAGCACAAUACUUGGUGAGGCCAACGGGAGACCGAUGCAUCCUUUGCAUCAUAGGCAUGCUGACAGUAUGUCUCCUUUACAUGUCUAUCUCUCCGCGUUUAAAAAAAUAUCGAUAUAUUUUACACAAUCCAUUGGCUGCACGGCCUCUGGGAGUGCAUCAUUUCAGCAGAAAUUGAUCCCGUGCGAGCAGACAAACUCUGAACCAGUUUUCUACACACAGUGUCAUCAAUAUAGUCGGCUUUGCUUGAAUAAAGCCCAGCGAACUGCCACGUAUGAAAGGCAAAGACCUCUUUAGGAUAUGGUUCUCGUAGUUCGACGCAAAAUCACAUUAAAUAAAAAUGGUGCAGAUGUUUUUUUUCGCACUGACUCAAUGAAGGCCAUGGGGCUGAUGGGUUGUGUAAAAAUCACUUUUAUAUUAUGUAGAGAGACAGAUAUGUGACAGGAGAUGUAUUGUAUGCUUCAUUUUUUUGUUAUUUAUAUUCUCUUCAACGAUGUAAAUGCUUAUUUCCGUGUAAACCUACGAGGAAUUUAACACAAAUGAUGACAUCUGGCAAUUGACGUAAUUUUUGGCAGGAAAAUAACAGACGUGACAUAAUGUGAUGUAAUUUAAAGUGACAUACCUUUACACCAACCCAAUACAUUUGUUUUGGAUCGUCCAACAUUUCAUAACUAGGGGUAGUUUCCAUAUUUUUCGAUUUUAUUUUGUAAAUCGGUAACACGCCCCAACUACCUACUAAUGCCUUGCUGAGUCACUCAGUCCUGAAGACGUUGAAAGGGGAGCCUGUUUGGGAUGCUGGCCAAUGCAGGGUCAGGUGGUGCACACCCCGUCAGUGCUUGGAGGGAAGGGUCUCGUGGACUAUGCAAAUUUGUGAUACUGUCUUACACGAUGGGCCACUAGGUGGCCAGCAGACGACGGUAGAACAUAGAAUAGUUGGUUACCUGCCUGGGCGAACCUUCCAGUGCCGUCCACUCUUAAAGAACAGGUUUUUCUCCGAGUGCUCCGUUUAUAGAAAAUACUCUUUUAAAAAAGCAUUGGCCAAACAUUACAUUUGCAGGAGCCUCCCAAAUUACACCCGAGACUCGGUAAAGCUUUCCUGGGUAAAUCAAUUAUAUUAUUAUACAUUCCUGGACUGUUUAUGCUUGUCACGAUAUCAACGGGUAUGAGAGAAAACCCAAACUUUGCCAAACUGGUUCAAGAUCAAGAUGUCACCAACGCCAUAGCCGUAGAUGUCACCGCACCUCGGCCGUAGAUUUCCACCCUCUGCACGAGGUCCAGACACAGUAAAAAAGACAUUUAAAAAUAAAAAGUAGUAUCUCAACUGCCCAGCAAAUCACUUUCUCACAUAAUGCUUGUAUAUGAUCUGCGUAAGUUAUUUUAUGCAAUUAGAUUUGACCACUAAUUUAAUUCUCAAUUUUUCUCUCGGAGUAGAAUAAAAUUGAAAUGAUGAAAUGUCCGUUCCUUGAAUCCUGCGGGACAGUCGAGUAUCGUAAUAUCACUUUAAUAGGCCCUCUCUGACAAACACAAUACAGCAUUGAGUACAUUGACUUCUGUGUCUUAAGUAAGUGUAACAUGUUUCAGUCCCUCGACGUAUUGGCCUUCGAGCCACAUUUACGUGCACCAUGUGUGUGAGUAAACAGAGCCUGGCAAGUUUUGAUUUCUAGGCAGAUACUGCUGGAUUUAAGAGAUGUUCUUGGAAAGGGUGCUCACUUAGAACGAAUAGGCCUUCUGGCAUCACAUUUUUAAAAUGAUAUUGUUUAAAAACCCAUACACAGUAAUCGCACGUUGUAGGCAAUUGCAUAAAUAAACAAUUACAUUCUGUGAUGUCAUUCAUAAUUGUAUACAAAUGUAUUUUGUUUCAUUACGCACAAUGCCUCCCCUCCCACCACAGUGCAUGAGUUCCUAUACAGCAUUAGCUUGCGCACUGUAAACAGUGGUACAUCGCGCAGAUGUCAUUGUGAGCUCCCUUCGCGCUCUCGUGCACGAAUUAUUAAAAGCAAAAACGAAAUCUAAAAAAAAAACGUGUUUCAUGUGAAUUUAGUCAAAAGGAAUCCCCCCCCCCCCCCCAGAAUACGUUGAAAUACCUUCACGAAUUUUAUCCACGAAUCUCCGAUGGUGGGCGUUACGGGUGGGCACUAAGCUCCCACCGUACACCUCGGGCUCCAAUGGCAAAACUCUCGGCUUUACGCAACGCCUGUCCACCACUUGGCUGCCAAACCGAACGGAUGACGCUCCGAAUGCCGAGACGUGUUUCGCCGUGGCUGAAAUGCCAACAGAUGUUCGCCGUUUCACCGCAGUGGACGUGGUGUGCCCGGGAGGGGUGGGAUAGGUAUCCAGCCACCUUCAAGCGCUUUGUGAAGUUAAAAAAAAAAAAAAUUUGAGCUAAUUUGUCCCACUUGAACGCACCCCCCACCCCCUCGUCAAUCAACACAAGUUGUUCUCAGUGAAUGUUAAUAAAUAUGAAUACGUGUCCGUUUG
This is a messenger RNA of Petromyzon marinus (sea lamprey), 4221 nucleotides long. RefSeq names its product ciliary microtubule associated protein 1A-like. Gene Ontology annotation, cellular component: cytoskeleton. The record is from RefSeq and is a predicted model, not a curated record. Lineage: Eukaryota; Metazoa; Chordata; Hyperoartia; Petromyzontiformes; Petromyzontidae.